CUAACUUAUAACUUUGUUUAUUUUAUUCUAACCUAACUUUAAUCGUUAUUUUAAUAUUUAGCUAUAUUUUAUUAAAAAAAUCUAAAUCUCUGGAUUUUAUGUAAAAGCACAGAUUGCUUUAAAUGGAAAAAGUCCUGAAAAUAAAUAUAAAAACUGUAAACAAACUACUAUCCGAGAGUGUCAUUACCUCUCAAGCCCUUACUGAGGCAGCACUUAAACGUACUGAAAAAUUCAAAAAUCAUAAUGCAUUUAUAGCAGUCACCGAAAAUGUGGCAAAAGACCAGGCUGUCGCAUCAGAAAAUCGCUUCAAAGAAAAUAAAAUCCUCUCAGAACUUGAUGGAGUACCGAUUGCUGUUAAAGACAAUUUCUGCACCAAAGAGGUGGCAACAACAUGUGCCUCAAAAAUGCUUCAAAACUUCACACCCACUUACAAUGCAACUGUAGUUCAACGGCUUUUAGAUUCUGGAGCUGUUUUAUUGGGAAAAUCAAACCUAGACCAAUUUGCUAUGGGAUCUGGGACAGUGGACUCAAUUUAUGGUCCAUCUAAAAAUGUUUGGGGCUACCAAGAUGACACUAAUUUUCAUAUAUCUGGGGGAAGUAGUGGAGGGAGCGCCCUAGCCGUGACAACAGGCAUGGUUUUUGGUGCUUUAGGUUCUGAUACUGGGGGUUCAACUCGUAAUCCUGCCUCUUACUGUGGAAUAGUCGGCCUUAAGCCAACUUAUGGUCUUGUAUCACGAUGGGGCUUGAUUCCCUUAGUAAAUUCAAUGGAUGUUCCAGGAAUAUUGACUCGUACAGUGGAUGAUUGUGUGAGUGUUUUAAAUUGUGUGGCUGGUUUUGAUGAGAAAGAUUCUACAUCCCUUCAAAAGUCAUAUAGAAAAAUCAGACUUCCACCUUUUAAUAAAAUGUCUAUUAAGGGCCUCAAAGUGGGAAUUCCAGUGGAAUAUUACAAUGAGCACUUGAGCAGUGAAAUCUAUGAAGCUUGGAAUGAAGUGGCAAAUUUGCUGGAAAGUGAGGGGGCAACAGUUGAACAGGUUUCUAUGCCUUACACUGAGCACAGUAUAGUUUGUUACUCAAUACUAAACCAAUGUGAAGUGGCCAGCAAUAUGGCCAGAUACGACGGUAUUGAGUUUGGCUAUAGACCAACAGAUCCUGAUAUUGAGUCAACUGAGAAAUUAUUUGCUACCAGCCGUAGUCACGCUUUUAAUGAAGUAGUGCGGAAUCGGAUUUUAACUGGGAAUUAUUUUUUGUUAGCCAGAAAUUAUGAAAAACAUUUUAACCAGGCCCUUAAGGUGCGUCGACUUAUAUCGGACGAUUUUCACAAUGUUUGGGAGAAGGUGCAGAUUUUACUUACUCCCACCACUUUGACUACGGCUCCUAAAUAUCAGGAUUUUGUGCAGAAAACUAACAGGGACCAGUGUGCGUUACAGGAUUAUUGUACGCAACCGGCCAAUAUGGCAGGUGUCCCGGCUGUAUCCGUACCAAUAAAAUUGUCCAAAGAUGGUCUACCAAUAAGUUUACAACUGAUCGGACGUAACCUAAGCGAACCGAUGCUGCUAGCGGUCGCCAAAUACAUCGAAAGUAUCGUUAAGUUUCCCCAUUUUAUAAAUAAACUUUGUUAAUCAUAAGGUUUAAAUAAAAACAGCCGUGGUCGGUGUAUAUAA
This is a messenger RNA of Anthonomus grandis grandis, 1661 nucleotides long. It is a transcript of the gene GatA, whose product is annotated as glutamyl-tRNA(Gln) amidotransferase subunit A, mitochondrial. Gene Ontology annotation, biological process: mitochondrial translation; glutaminyl-tRNAGln biosynthesis via transamidation. The transcript is spliced from 9 exons. Gene Ontology annotation, cellular component: mitochondrion; glutamyl-tRNA(Gln) amidotransferase complex. Gene Ontology annotation, molecular function: glutaminyl-tRNA synthase (glutamine-hydrolyzing) activity. The record is from RefSeq and is a predicted model, not a curated record. The coding region runs from base 123 to 1619 and encodes 498 amino acids. Lineage: Eukaryota; Metazoa; Arthropoda; Insecta; Coleoptera; Curculionidae.